Trypanosoma grayi is the source of this 1023-nucleotide messenger RNA. RefSeq lists its product as hypothetical. The record is from RefSeq and is a predicted model, not a curated record. The transcript has a single exon. The coding region runs from base 1 to 1023 and encodes 340 amino acids. NCBI's taxonomy places the organism in Eukaryota, Euglenozoa, Kinetoplastea, Trypanosomatida, Trypanosomatidae.
AUGUAUGCCCAAAGUACCACCAACGCAUCCGCUAUCGUUUGGCUUCGGACUUAUGAGGCCAUUCAAAAGGUUUAUCUAGAUCAUGUGGAUCAAGAAAAUCAAGAGGCAGCGCAAUAUGCCAUGGAGGCCCGAAUGUCUAUUUUAGGUUGUUUGUCUGCAGGUAUGGUGACUGAUACUAGUUCUCUUUGCGAGAAACUGCUUGUUCUUCUUGACCAACAGAGUGGAAUUCGAGGAGCACAGGCACCGUCACAACGGAAGGUGCCACGAGAACCAAAGGGCGCCUUCUGUAAUCUCCAUUUAGCUGACCAAAAGUGCUAUCAAGACUUCGCUUGUAACCAACUCCAUCUACAUGAAGCGGGACCUGUCAGGCAUCGUAUAAACUUUUUUAUGCGCCUCAUUGAAGUACUAAAGUCUGAAAAGCUGCCCAGAAGGGAGAUACUUCAUCGAGUAAAGGAUUCCAUUUUCUUUGCACGCUAUGGUAAUAAGGUGACGGUACAAUGUCAUGGAAAAUGGAUUCCUUUCUUCAAAACCCUAUAUACGGACGGAAGGCUUGAACAGGCUUUUCGAAUCCAACAGUAUUCCUGUAAUAACAAUGGAUGCACAGAUGAACAUUGUAAAGGAGUACAUACCCAAGAUCGAAGAGCAGUUUCGUCAAGUAAGCAAAUGGAUCUUCAUAACCCACAAGCGUUGGCCGCUCAAAUAGAGGAGGAAGCAGAGAGACUUCUUUCCUUGUUGGUAACGUAUAAAAACCAGCCCCCAGAGGCACCACCUGCUCUUUCACUUUCGUCUCCAAUGACAACAAUCGCCUCACCUACGUCUGAGCUUUGGAGAAAUACCGUUCGAGAAUAUGUUCGACAAACAGGUAUCCCACAGCUGCAAGCUGAUGAAUCUUUGCUGAAGAUGUUACAAGAUGCCAAUGUUGUAGGGACACCUGCUGCUUCGACAGAGAGCCUGACCCCCUUGUUGGAUGAGCUUGAUCUGCACGCGUUCAACUCUAGUACAUCGCCGAGGAACGACUCGUGA